AUGGAAGAUGAAGUAGCCAGAGACUCUACAUGGACUCGAGAGCAGGACAGGGCUUUCGAGAAUGCUCUGGUUGCAUAUCCCGACGAGGAUUCCGAUGAUCGGUGGGAAAAAAUUGCCACCGAUGUUCCCGGAAAGACAGUGGAAGAGAUUAAGCAUCACUAUGAGCUAUUAGUUGAGGAUUUAGACCGUAUUGAAUCUGGUAUUGUUCCUCUACCUUGCUAUAGUUCCUCUUCAGAGGACUCUGCAAACCAUGGAGGUGAUGAUGGAAACAGUAAGAAAGGUGGUAACAGUGAAUCCGUUCAUGGAGUUAAGUCCUCAAAGUCAGAUCAGGAGCGCCGGAAAGGUGUUGCAUGGUCAGAAGAUGAACACAGAUUAUUUCUUCUUGGGUUGGAGAAAUAUGGGAAAGGAGAUUGGAGAAGUAUAUCCAGGAACUUUGUGGUGACAAGAACUCCUACUCAAGUUGCAAGCCAUGCACAGAAGUAUUUCAUUCGUUUGAAUUCAAUGAAUAGAGAAAGGAGGCGAACAAGCAUUCAUGACAUAACUAGUGUCAACAAUGGUGAUGGAGCUGCAAUCACUGGUCAAACAAAUGGUUCUCCGGCAGGUGAAGUUGCAAGUUGGAAACCUGUAGAAAGAAGGAUAACGAUGCAAACUAUUGUUACUAUGUGAUAAAUCACAGAGACCAACAUGUUCUAAGUUGGUGGUACUAUGGCAGGUUUAAGGAGCUUGGUGUUAUGCUCGAUUGAAAAAUCAAUUCAUUCAUUCACAUUUGAAGUUGGACUCCAUGAACGGGUGCACCAACGGAUUUGGAAACCCAUGUUAUCGAUGUUGGAAAAACAUUAUUUUUCUUCUUUAGGAAAAUAUGAUUUUUCAACGACUUUAGAGACGUAUAAAUAUGUAUAUUUUGUGGUCCGGUUAUAUGAUAUUUAAUGGGGUUGCAUACUUGCAUUCUUCGUAUAUAGUGCUUCGUAAAGAUGUAUUGUAUGUUUAAGUUUAAGUUAAUGUAUAUAUGAUAUCGACUCUCAAAAAUCAAAGUGGGAUCUUUGGAAUAAAAGAUGGAAUUUGGC
Messenger RNA from Lactuca virosa, 1064 nucleotides. NCBI's taxonomy places the organism in Eukaryota, Viridiplantae, Streptophyta, Magnoliopsida, Asterales, Asteraceae. The record is from the annotation of a GenBank genome assembly.